Molecule: messenger RNA, 8192 nt
Organism: Porites evermanni
Lineage: Eukaryota; Metazoa; Cnidaria; Anthozoa; Scleractinia; Poritidae
Source: the annotation of a GenBank genome assembly
AUGGCUGAGUGUGUGGCGGGAGUAACUCUCAAAAUUUUUCUCCUUCUUUUCACUGGCUUGCUUGGUAAUUGCUUUGCUAAACUAAACGUGUUCCUUGAUGCUCGGGAGGUGUCGCGUUUUCUUUACGGUAAGUAAUACUUAUGAGUAAACACAACUACAUGUCUCAGUUUAGUAUGGCAUUCGUGCACUCGUUUUUGAGCCAGGCUUCCGACGCUGGACUUCGUUGAGAUUGUCACUUGAAAACCAAGAACAGUAUCAAUAAUGAAAAGUGAUGUACAUACAUAUAACACGAGAAAGAAGUAUGAAAAUCAAAUUACAGUUUUUUUCGCUGUUUGCUGCCAAUUUUCUGUAUAUUUUUCUUAGCCAACUCUGACAAACUCGAGUCUGGAAACCUCGUUGAUUAUAUAACCAGGUGCCCGCGUUCCUAUAAUCAGUUGGAUAACCCUACUAUCAUUAAUGACAUUGAGAUCAAUCUACUGUUUUCAUCAGCUUUUCAGAGCAACAUGAGGUCUUUUAUCGCCUUUGGAUGGCUAUGGGUUAUUAUCGUGCCAGGAUACAGCUUAUAGCCAUCAGAGACAUCCGGAGUCACGAUAGUCAAUACAGUGACGGGAUAGUAGUUUAUUUGGAUGCUAGUACAGUUUUAUAAGUAUCCAGUUUUCAAAACUAUAACUUGCGGUAUCUUAUUGUCUAAAAACGUAUGCAAAUAAACAAUCGGUCAGUUUUAAUUCUCAUGUUCUCGAUUCCAAAGGAACAUUUCCCUAAAUGGGAGACACUGCUUCAUGACUCUCCCAGUACGCAAGUUCUCCUGGUGGUUAUUUGACUUAAAGGAAAUUAAUUUCGCAUAUUUUCGUAAAGCUAACUGAGAGGGCCAAAUAGUUCACCAUUAAUAAUAAUUUCAUUUUAAAGUCAACUCGAUUAUGGAACCGCAAAUCUCUCUUCCUUCUGGACUAGCUCCACCAAAAAUAACAUGGACCGCACAGAAAGAUUAUUUUUACCUUGGAAGUCAUUUUUUAUUCCUCACUUGGUCUUGCACUUAAAAAGAGAAAUAACAAUGUUGUAAACGAGAUGCACCAAAAUAAUACCUGUCAGUGAGACUCGUAUACUUUGCUUGAAGCGGAUGCUGCGCAAAGAUUCACAGAACAUGGACAAAGCGGCUUUAUACCCUGGGAACCGUUUCUCGAAAGUUUCGAUAAUUAACGGGCCAGAAAAGCUAUUGUGGCUUACGUUAAAGAUCGAGGUUUCAAUAGUUUUGUAAAUGAUAAGAUAAAGCUAUCACUAAAGAAAACAAAUGGACUGUUUUCGCUGCUAAGAACUGCUAUUUUGUAUUUUUAGAUCUUGAUCUGAAUAUUAGACAUUUUUGGGCCCGUAACGUUAUCGGGACUUUCGAGAAAAGGGCCCCUGAUAACAGUCGGGAAAUAAGUUUUGCAUGAAUUGUGUAUCCUAACGAACAAACUACUGAAAGUCCAACCGUUUCAUUCACCAUGAUGCGUUCACUUUUGACAGAUUUGAACACAAACCUUUUCCUCGUCCAAAACGGAAAGGUCGCACCCAUACUGAAGACGCCGAUUUUGUCAAGUAUGAUACCUCCGAUUGAGCCAUAUAUUAAGGACCUCAAGUUUAGAUUCAACGCAACUGGAUCGGUAAGAAUGAGCUUUCAUGUGGCAUACCAGGGGUAAGGAGUAAUCUUUACGGCUUGGAAUCGGACGGACGGGAAAAAGCUGUCUCCACCUUGAUUUCGCCCGCUUGUCUCUAACCGAUCACUCUUCACUGUUAGGCCUUAAGCCUCCUGAUAGCUGGAACUAUUUCUGAAUUUAGGCUAAGGGCUGAUGGAAAACAACAUUUAAUACUCAUAAAUAAUGAGCAAUUUCCGCUUGUUGCUCCGCUUUCCAUAAUUUCUCUGACUUUGAAUGAAGCUGCCAGUUGCUUUCCACAAACUCACUGGCUCAGCUGAAAAAAAUCAAAAUCAAUCAGUACUACUUAUUUGGCCAACGGAUGGUUUUCUUUUUUUAAUUACUUAGGACGACUAUUGCUUUAAAGUGCAAGGGUAAGCCGCGCUAAAAACAAAACAAAUUUUUGGGCGAUAAUUCUCACAAGAGACCGUGCCUUUGUUUUGGUGGGUUUAACCCUUUAGUUUCAUAAUGUUUGCUUUUGUAGCGGUCAACCAUAAUGUGAGUGACGUUGUAAUUACCAUGAACAUAGCUACUAGCUAUCUGUUCCUUCAAAAUAUUGUGGAAAAAUGUUACCUCUCUAUGAAAACGUAAUGAAAAGCUUCCUUCAUAACAUGCUUAACUGAAUUUAAAACCGCAUUGCUAAGCCUACCUGUGAAGCUAAAGGAUAAACAAACACCGACUGAAACAUUGUUUCCUUUUUUGUCUGUGCUGCUGCCUUAGUUUCUUUAGUUGUAAAAUUAACUUUAAACUGAAUACGUUUGUGUUUCUGCUGAGUGUCUAAUAAUAUGUUUAAGUUAGGUCACUGAAAUGUAGUGAGCAGUGGAAGCCAGGUCAGCCUGACAACUUUGCUGGUAUAUUUUGAGCUUUAUUAAGAAUAUUGACGAAUGGUCGUAAAGAUAUUUAAAAAGACUUGGUUCCAUAACGGAAACAACCCUAUAUACUAGUCAAAUUAUGUACUUAAAUUUUAAAUUAUUUUCUUAAAUGAAAUUACAUUAAAAAUGGUAUUAAUUAUAUUGAAAUUUACGACAAGAGAACUGACGAACUGGGACGCGAGUGAUUCAAAAUUGUAUUAGACACUAAAGUAAACAUCUUAGGCCCAGAGGGUGGAGACCUCAAACAAAGAAGAGUUGUAAAAUUGUCUGGAAACUGUGCGUUUUUUAAUCAUAAUAUCAGCCUGGGGCUUCAUUGUUUACUUUGGUUGCAACGGUUGGACCCCAUUCGACCAAUAGUGGAAAGAAAUUACCCGAAAAUUAAUAACAAUACAGUGUAGUAUUAAAUAGAUAAAACAAAUAGAUUCUGUUAUGAGUGACACCCCUUUUUUUGUUGGGCUGAAAAUCUGGAUCAAAAUAGGUUUCUGGGAAACUGCCCACCUACCCCUCCCCUAAGCUACCAUUUUGCCCUUAAAUAAGAAGUAAGUGUUAAUGUUAGCUUGAGGGAGGGGUAGGUGGGCAAUUUACCAGAAACCUAAAUUAAUCCGAAAAUUUUGGUUAUAAAAGUUAAUAGUUAAGGUAUCUCUCAUUCGUGAUUCAUUUUUCAGGUACGGUAUUCUCUGAGUUUCAAGUCGAGUAAUGAAACCGUCAUGAGACAUCCUACGACCAACAUUAGGCUGAAUGGACUGGUACCUAAAAGAACCAAAGGUAAGGCAAGGCCGGCAACCAAGAAAAGCAAAAGCCCUGGGAACGAGGUUGAACACAGAGACGCACUUGGUUUCGAAGCCAUCUACAGUUGUAACCUCCAGUCUAAUAGCUGCUGGAGUAGGCCAUUUCCGCGUUCUAAAAACUCUAACUUUUAAAACGACGCUAAUUGCAGAACUUUUCUUGUGAAAAUGAGUUUUAUUUGAAUGAAAGUAAAACUCAUUUUCAUAUCAAUGGCUCUGCACUUAGCCUCGCUUUGAAACAGAAAGCGUGAUGUCAAAUGCAUGCCUAACUGAAUAGUCCAGUUUCGAGUACGCUAUGACUACUGAAUAAAAGAAGUAAAGACCCAUUUUUGCAGGCUUAGCCUCCAUCUGAAGUAAAUAUAUUCACAAAUUCCAACGAGAAAAAGACCUGUUUAUAACUCCGUCUUUUGUGUAUUUUAACUGAAUUUCAAACACGUGCCGAAAUUUGUAAUUAUUUCAUGUUUUGUCGCGGCUAACCCUGCAUGAAUGUGUCGUUAAUGAUUGUAUUCAAGGGACUUGCAAAAUGUGUUCGUUACACCGGGGUUUCGUUAUCUCGAGUUCCUUUUUCAUAUAUUUUGCUUUUACUGGGGUAAAGAAAAUCGUUCGUUAUACCGAGGACGUAGUAGCCUGCGUGGCAGGCGUUUGAAAGGGAAGGUAAAGGAAGUUUUGGGAAAGGGAGUUUUAGGCGCGAGAGAAACGCGGACGUACAGGUUCGUUUUAUCGAGGUUCCACUGUAUUUUGCGCUUACGGUUCCAUUUUAUUCUCAAUUGUGUCCGUUUUUUUUCAGUUUAUUGUGGCGAUGGAAAAGUGUUUUUGCAUAGGACAGAACACUAGACCUAAGGUGAAACUUGGGCAAGGAUAGGUAGACCCACCUUGCUGUGAAAAUCAUUAAAAAAUGUUAUCGAAAUUUACGUAAGGAAUGCAAUGAUAUCGAACAUCUUGUCCCCUGAUUAAAUUUAUUCCAUAUGAUUUAAUAAUUUACCCCCGCACUAUUAACUGAAAUUGCACUUUAAUGAUCCUUCUGGAAGAAAACGUGCUCCGCGGGAUAAUGAACUCUUAUCUUUCUUGAAGACUACCAAAGACGUUUACAUCAGACAAAUCGCAUUCUUUCGAACAUUUGAUUGUCAUUAAAUUUAGUCAGAGAGCCCAGAUUUCUUAAAUGAUGUUUUUACCACGUGGAGUCUUUAGUUUUGACUUGCUAACUUUAGAAGCUGGUGAAUGGGAAAUGCUCGGGUUACAUGUAAGAUGCUAAGAUGCGUUUGGAGAGAUGUAUGUAAAGUCAUGACUGAAAAUUGUGAAAAGAAAAUUGUGGAAUCAUGAAAGUAUCGCUGCGACAUUUGAAUGGGCCAUUUUGCAGUUGUGGGCUUAGUAUCCGAGCCUUUGAGCGUAAACGUGAGGACAAGGUUGACCUUGUUGUUUCUUUUCUCGUGGAGAUUAUACUUGAAAAUUCAUAUAAUUGCGAGUUAGCAUAAGAACAAGUUAAAUGAUUGACAUAAUAAAACAGGGAGGGUAGCCUUGUUUCCACUUGUAACUGUAAAAUGGACUAUUCCUCAAAACAUCACUUUGGUAUUGACAAAACCCUUGUUUGUACUUAAAGGAGCCGUGUCACGAAUUGUCAAAAUUCUAACAGUAGGACCUGCCACCAAAUUGAGUGAAACAUAAAAAUAACUAAACAAAACAUUAAAAGGAGGUAUUAAUAACACAGCAACUACACAAGGCGGUACGGUAGCCUGCGAGCAAGUUCUCCAAGGCGCUCUAGCGGCUGGGCGGGAAAAGGAAGGAGAGCUUGCAACUCCGUCUCUGGCAUUUCAAUUCCACCUCCAAUUUCCCUGUGGCUCCCGGUCGACUGGGCCGUCAGAUUUCCGCCAAUCAGCGCGAAGCAGAAACGAGCGCGAAUGUAAACAAACAUUGAAAAACACGUCCCAACGACGUACUGUCAAACCUGCCAACAGAGCACUUGACUCCCGCCAAAUGCGGCCCUGUCGAAUUUCCCAGGGCGGCGCCAUAUAUGGCAUGGGUUUUUGAUUGGUUCCCGUCCUUGCUCCAUUAUGACUGAGUUUUUUGUUUCCUUUGGGUACUCCGGUUUUCCUUUCUCUCCCAAAACCAACAUUUCUAAAUUCCACCUCAAUCUGAAAUGGCAGAGCCACCGUGGGGUAUUUUAAUUAUCAUUUGCUUAUUUAUUCAUUUAUUAUUUAUAACAACUACUGCACGAUUUACGUACAAAAUAAUGUAAACUGAUUAUAUUUCUGUUUUUGUUUCGUCCAGGCUUUCGUGUGAAGUUUCCUUGCACGGGCCGGGUUACUGGGCAAACUCUGCUAACGAUCAAUAUCAGUUUCACUGAAGUGAACGGUGACCAGAUAUGGGGACCACUCAGUCUCGCUCUCAGGCGAUACUGCGUCUCUGGUUAGUACACAAAGCAUGGUAACUGGUAACUAAUAGUAGGCUAGGAAAAAAUCUAAUCGAGAGAACACUCUCUUUAGUACAUCUUAGAUGCUGUCGUCUAUCACUUCAAACGCAUCGUUCGAUUGUCUUAGUUGGUAAUUUUUCCUCCUUCCGCUUAACCAGUCAAGGUGAAGCAUGGCAUGUGCCCUCAGAGCGGCAUGUGCCCUCAGAGCGUCAGGGAUUUGUUCUCAGAGAAUAGCACUGGCUACAACUUCAGAGGGGCUGAUUUUCACAUACCCAGAUUUCAUUCGGUAACCUAUGGGAAACACUCAUUGAGAUGUCUAGCACCUAAAUUAUGGAAUAGCCUGCAGAACAAUGUAAGAAAUCUACCAUCGCUGCAAUCAUUUAAACGUCAGACCCGUCUUGUCAAUCUUUCGCUGAAGUUAAAGUCUGAUUGUGAGAACUGCGUAUUAUGUAGCAACUGACACACAAGCUGACUUAAUUUCUUUAUUUUAUUGAACAUUCUAUUUAAUGUGAAUGUCAUCUUAUUGUAAAUAAUCAUAUCAUUUUAUUGUAAUUUACAGUAUAAUUUUAUAGUAUAUAAUGUCCAUCUAGGCUAGUUUUAUAGUUAAUAAUGUUGAUCUAGGCUAGUUUCUUUCGGAUUGUUUAUUGUUAUUUUAGAAUUAGUUUUAUUUUAAUGUCUCCAAUUAGUAGAGGGUUUUUAUCCCCGGUUAAAUACUAUAUUGACACUUGAAUAAAGUCAUGAUGAUAAUGAUGAUGAUGAUUCAUCCGGUUUCCUCCGUUUUUUAAAAUCCUCCUGACUUUGGCCCCAAACGCUUUUGCGUUUUUACUCCGUUCUCCCUCUUGUGUGUGUGUUUUACGCCCUUAGCCUAAGCAGACAAAACUUAACACCUGGCCAUUACGUCCUAAUCCCACGCUCUUUCUCUCUUUCAGACAAUGAAGCUUGGAUCGACAAUACUCGCUUCAAUUCAUCAGAAUCUGAAGACACUUCUCCACUUCCUCCCCCUCAAGUCUGUAAUAAAAAGUGCCACAAGAGACAUAUGAUGAGGCGGUUCUGUUUAAGUGAUUUUGGUUGGUAACGCCAUUUCUCGAACGCUUUAAUCAAUAAUAAAUAUUAUAGUAGGAAAGAUUAAGGAACCAUGUACUGCCACAUAUCUCCCCGUGUAAGGGAAACCAAGACAGUCUUGGAUUCUGGAUUUCGGAUUCCGGAUUCUUUUUCUGUGGAACUUAGAUUCCAGAUUUCAAUCACUAGUGGGAUUCUGGAUUCUGGGAGCAGUUUCCGGAUUCCAAAGCCCAGGAUUCCGGAUUCCACAAGAAAAAUCAGCCGGAUUCCGAAAAACAUGUGGCGAGACAUGUUAGCAUGAGUAUUAGGUUAACACGCUGGGGGAAAAGGGAAAGAGAGACGCGAACAGGGGAGACAGCGCAGGGAGAGAAACGUCCUCUCCCCUACAAAAUCUCCUCUCCCCUAACCUCUUACGAGGGCCUGAUACUCGGGCUAGUGACAUGUUAGGAUAUCUUACAAUUUUUUGCAUCUCUUGUCUUUAUUUAUCCAUUGAAUGAUUGAUUGAUUGAUAGCGGAGCACCAUGGGUAAGAAAAUUUGGUUAUCCAUGCAUCCGAGAAAUUUUGGUAGUCACGUGACCGUCCGUCUGCACCACAGAGUAACCAACGUAAAAUGAUCUUUUUCAGUUUUUGUAGCACCCUAAUGAUAGACGUCUUUGUUAAGGUCAAUUAACAGCUGUCAGAAAAGGGUAUCCACUGACCAGUAUAACCGUACCGCGAGCUCAGGUUUUAACCUAUCGAGGUCAUGUGUUAUUAAAGGUUUUCCGCUGAUCAGUUAUUAGCUUUUAAUUGAUCGCAGGCUCAAGUUCACUUUUUUCCAGCAGCAAUUGUUUCUUGUCUAUUGUGCCCGUCGUCCCGAAUUCAAUUCUUCGGCCAUACUUGUAAAUUUUCGAUUGGUACUUUGCCUCCCAUCAAUUGUGAUUUCCAACUCUCGUGGUUCGUUCCUACUUUUCUUCCCUCAUUCAAAUAUUUCUCUAUUCAUUAUCGUCCUUCCACGCCUUCAUGUAACUGACAAAUAAAAUAUUUUAUUCAGAAAGUUCAAUACCAAGAUUACAGAUCAUGUCGUUAUUCUUUUACAUCAACAGUCAUCAAGGCCCGGAUGGAGAAUGAAAUUAUGAGAAAUGGCCUGCACGGUUUGCGAGUUCGAGUCUUGCGUACGUAUAAAGAAGGAAAAGUUCAGGUAAACAGAAGACAGCUACUGGAGAAAAGGGGCCAAGAAAUCACUUGCAGCUGUAGUAAUCUGAAGCCAAACAAAGUGUAUGUUAUCCUUGGCAAAGAGGAUAAGAGGAAAAGAGUUCUUUACAUUGACAACUUUUCAACUGCUCUUGAGUGGUCAAAGAAUGGGAAAGCCCACCUUCGAGCUUACAGGAAGAAAUCCUCUUGCCCAGUGAGAAGGUCAUAA